CGGAGAAAUCCCCUGCCAGCGUUUAUAGGGCGCCGCGGCGGCGCUGGCGAGCCCACAAGAGUCGCAGCCAGCGGUCCUCCCCUCCGUGACACUGCGAGGCAGCGAGCGCGCAGCCCGCGGCCGAGCGCACCUGGGCCGCAGCGCCAGAGCUUUCACCGCGCCAUGUUUCAGCCCGCCGAGCACGGCCAGGACUGGGCCAUGGACGGUCCCCGGGACGCGCUCAAGAAGGAGCGGCUGCUGGACGACCGCCACGACAGCGGCCUGGACUCCAUGAAGGACGAGGACUAUGAGCAGUUGGUGAAGGAGCUGCGGGAGAUCCGCCUCGAACCGCAGGAGGCGCCGCGCGGCGCCGAGCCCUGGAAGCAGCAGCUCACCGAGGACGGAGACUCGUUCCUGCACUUGGCCAUCAUCCAUGAAGAGAAGGCACUGACCAUGGAAGUGAUCCGCCAAGUGAAGGGCGACCUGGCCUUCCUCAACUUCCAGAACAACCUGCAGCAGACUCCACUCCACUUGGCUGUGAUCACCAACCAACCAGAAAUUGCUGAGGCACUUCUGGAAGCUGGCUGUGAUCCUGAGCUCCGAGACUUUCGAGGAAAUACCCCCCUACACCUUGCCUGUGAGCAAGGCUGCCUGGCUAGUGUGGGAGUCCUGACUCAGACCUGCAGGACCCAGCACCUCUACUCCAUCCUCCAGGCCACCAACUACAAUGGUCACACGUGUUUACACUUAGCCUCUAUCCAUGGCUAUUUGGGCAUCGUGGAGCUUUUGGUGUCUUUGGGUGCUGAUGUCAAUGCUCAGGAGCCCUGUAAUGGCCGAACCGCCCUCCAUCUUGCAGUGGACCUGCAGAAUUCUGAUCUCGUGUCACUCUUGUUGAAGUGUGGGGCUGAUGUCAACAGAGUGACCUACCAGGGCUACUCCCCAUACCAGCUCACCUGGGGCCGCCCAAGCACGCGGAUACAGCAGCAGCUGGGCCAGCUGACCCUCGAAAACCUUCAGAUGCUGCCAGAGAGCGAGGAUGAGGAGAGCUACGACACGGAGUCAGAGUUCACAGAGGACGAGGUAAGUCUCAGCUUCGUCACUCUGCACAAAGCAAUACCCUUCCAGGCCCCUAGAGCGACUCUUUAUCCAAAGGGCUCAACGUAAUGAAAUUCUCACACUUUAGUGUGUGUGACCAGUAGUACCCCAAAAGUGUGUCUUCAUUUUUUGCCCUUUUUAAAGGAGAGAACUAAAGAAAAACUCCCUCAGCCCCUGAAGUUAAUUUAUAUUUGGGUUAUGGAGAAUGGAAUGCAAGAAUACUUGAGUUAUUUCCAGGAACAGCCCUCACCAUUAUCCCAGCACCUUUGGCAAAGCUCUGGAAGUUUAACAUGCCUUUUCUUUCUCUUGUUUUUAGCUGCCCUAUGAUGACU
Molecule: messenger RNA, 1406 nt
Organism: Neomonachus schauinslandi (Hawaiian monk seal)
Lineage: Eukaryota; Metazoa; Chordata; Mammalia; Carnivora; Phocidae
Gene: NFKBIA
Product: NFKB inhibitor alpha
Exons: 5
Coding region: 163-1143 (326 amino acids)
Molecular function (GO): protein binding
Source: RefSeq, a predicted model, not a curated record